Molecule: messenger RNA, 1710 nt
Organism: Microbotryum saponariae
Lineage: Eukaryota; Fungi; Basidiomycota; Microbotryomycetes; Microbotryales; Microbotryaceae
Source: the annotation of a GenBank genome assembly
AUGGUGUUCCCACCGCCCAAUCCGUCCGCCGUCCCACCGUUUUCGUCGUCGGCUUCGUCGCUUCCAGCCUCUGGGACCGCGCCUUUUUCCGCGAGACCUGCGCUCGGUCAACUCGACGUCAAUCGCGCCCCCAACUCGUCGUCGUCGUCCUCGUCGCAACCGCCGCACAGGUCGCUCAGCCCGAUGACGUCCAAGGACAAGCUCAAGCAAUGGACCUUCCCGCGCAACGGCUCCCCUGUGCUUCCUUCGCCUCCCGUCUGCUUCCCAUCGACGGGGACCAAUAAUUCGCAUUCCACACCGCUUAUGGGGUACUCGCUCUCGGACGAUGAAGCCAACGCCCAGUCCUCCGAACCAGAAUCGCCCGUCAUCAUCGAGAGCCGAACGAAUCAAUACGAUCGACACGUCCGGCGUCAUUCCCAGGACGACGAGCGGUCCUCCGGUUCGGAUCGAGGGAUCGAAUCGCCGUGUGGUGCAUCGUCGUCGAUCCCGUUCAUGCAAAAGCGAUCCGACAAUGGCGCGACCAACAAGCCCUCCCCCAGUAACAACGGGACCAAGCAGCAACACAAAACCACGGCCUCGACGUUCCGCCAUCGUGGCAACGCGUCUGUAGCGGUCGUGCCCAUCUCAUCGCCCGACAACUCACCUUCUGCACCAGGUCGACCUGGCCUCACGCGUGUCACCUCGUCGCCUCGUCAACUGACAAAUCCGUCGGCCAACAACCCCUCGAGUUCUUCGCCCGAACCCAUGGCGAUUCCAACUUCCCCCUCUGAAUUGAUUCGGAUGAUCUACGCCAAUCUGCGGCGCAAAUCAUUGCAGGAUUUCGCAUGGGCCCUCAUCUUUGGCGUCUGCUUGCUCCUCUUUGCAUCCGCGCUCACAGGACACGGUUACGCACCUCCCGAACUCGAUCUCGACUUCUCGAACCAGGUCAGGGUCGAAGCGGCGUUCUUGCCCAAGGGGGGUCAAUUCCGUGACUUGCCUGUGCCGGCGGAUGUACAUCAGCCUACAGGGGAUGAUUCGCAUGAUGUAGGGCACGAUUGGAUGAAGGAUUCGCCUGAUGAUAGACGAUUGGAUGACGAGCAUGUGCAGUAAGUUUACUCGCUGGCCCAGCUGGUUGUAGCUCAACAUGAUCCUGACCUUCAAUACACUCUACUUUCUGCCCACAGCCACCACCACGAGGGCCCCGACGCGCUUUUCGAAGGUGACCACUCCGUCGCAGCGGAUGAUCACGACCAUUCAAACCUCAACGCCGUUUUGGACAACCAGAAGCCGGGCAGAAAAGAGUUAGAAGAGCUCGAUACCCGUACCGUCGAAAUGAACGCGGGGGUUGACGUCACCGAGCUGACGCAGGAAGAUGAUGUCGCUGAGGUUGACGGGAACAGCGAGGAGGAACAUGUACAAGUACAGGGCGAGGAGGAACAUGGGGAUGGAGCUGCAGCGGAUGAAGAGGGCGAGGAACAAGAUGUAGACGACUCUGUACAGGACGAGGUCGAACACGACCACGACCAUGGCUCAGGCGGCCUUCAUCUCGAACCCGAACCCAAAGCCGAGGACGCGCCUGUAUCCUUCAGCGAGAACGCGAAGAAUCGCGCCGUGGCGACCGACCUCCCCGACCAGGGCCCUGAUGGGGAGGUGGAGCACUCUAUACAGUACGGCGAGGACGUGCAAGCGCUCAGGGUCAAGAGGAUGUUGAAGCAGCGCAGGCGGCGUUAA